Molecule: messenger RNA, 3092 nt
Organism: Paramisgurnus dabryanus
Lineage: Eukaryota; Metazoa; Chordata; Actinopteri; Cypriniformes; Cobitidae
Gene: dync1i2a
Product: dynein, cytoplasmic 1, intermediate chain 2a
Biological process (GO): transport along microtubule
Cellular component (GO): cytoplasmic dynein complex
Molecular function (GO): dynein heavy chain binding; dynein light chain binding
Source: RefSeq, a predicted model, not a curated record
AUUCGCUCAUUAUCAGGUAAAAUACAUUACCAGUUUUUGAAGGAUGUGUUAUUUGAAUCCUGUCCGGCACCCGUAGGGCACGCCUAUGCGUCUGCGCACCCGGAAGUUAAAUAGUGGUAACAAAGCAGCGGAUUCAGCAGACAAUUACACAUCAUCAGCAUCAUGUCGGAUAAAAGUGAGCUGAAAGCCGAGCUUGAGCGAAAGAAACAACGUCUGGCUCAAAUCAGAGAAGAGAAGAAAAGAAAAGAAGAAGAGCGUAAGAAGAAAGAGGCUGAGCUAAAGAAAGAAGCUGUACCACUGCAGGAUGAUUCAGACCUGGAGAAGAAGCGCAGAGAAGCCGAUGCCCUCUUACAGAGUAUGGGCAUCACAUCGGAUGUGCCGUCUGUUCCUGCACCAAUGUCUCCUACGGCCAAAUCUGUGAGCACUCCAAGUGAGGCAGGGAGCCAAGACUCAGGCGAGGGUGCGGCCGGACCAAGGACUCUACACUGGGACUCUGACCCCUCAACAGUUCUUCUUCACUCUGAGAUGGGACGUGGUCCAGUGAAGUUGGCUAUGGCAAAGGUGACCCAUGUGGAUUUUCCACCCAAAGAGGUCGUGUCUUAUACCAAAGAGACGCAAACGCCAACAAUGACUGAACAGAAAGAGGAGGAAGAGGAGGAGGAAGAGUCUCCUACCCCCCAACCAGCCGUCGAGGCAGAGAAAGAAAAGCCUGUGGAAAACCAGGAAGAAGAAGCCGGGCCUCAUGAGCUGACAGAGGAGGAGAAGUUACAGAUCCUGCACACAGAGGAGUUUAUGGAGUUUUUCGAUCAUAGCACGCGUAUCAUCGAGCGUGCUCUCUCCGAACAUGUGGACGUUUUCUUCGAUUACAGCGGCCGUGACAUGGAGGAGAAGGAGGGAGAGAUGCAGGCUGGAGCCAAAUUGUCUUUAAACAGGCAGUUUAUUGAUGAGCGCUGGUCUAAACAAAGAGUCGUCACCUGUCUGGAUUGGUCACCACAGUAUCCAGAGUUGCUGGUUGCCUCUUAUAACAACAAUGAAGACGCCCCACAUGAGCCCGAUGGGGUGGCUUUGGUCUGGAAUAUGAAAUACAAGAAGACCACACCGGAGUAUGUCUUCCACUGUCAGUCUGCAGUCAUGUCUGCAGCGUUUGCAAAGUUUCAUCCUAACCUGGUGGUUGGUGGGACUUACUCGGGACAGAUCGUCCUGUGGGACAACAGAAGUAACAGGCGCACACCGGUCCAGAGGACACCUCUGUCUGCUGCUGCACAUACGCACCCCGUGUACUGUGUUAAUGUGGUGGGCACACAAAACGCUCAUAAUCUCAUCAGCAUCUCUACUGAUGGAAAGAUGUGCUCAUGGAGUCUGGACAUGCUGUCCCAGCCGCAGGACAGUAUGGAGCUGGUGUUUAAGCAGUCAAAAUCUGUGGCGGUAACCUCGAUGUCCUUUCCUCUGGGUGAUGUUAAUAACUUUGUGGUGGGCAGUGAAGAUGGAUCAGUCUACACAGCCUGUCGUCACGGCAGUCGAGCAGGUAUCAGUGAGAUGUUUGAGGGCCAUCAUGGCCCGGUCACAGGGAUUCACUGUCACACGGCAGCGGGGCCAGUAGAUUUCUCUCAUCUCUUCCUCUCGGCCUCAUUUGAUUGGACCGUUAAACUCUGGAGCAACAAGAAUAACAAGCCACUGUAUUCAUUUGAGGAUAAUUCGGAUUAUGUUUAUGAUGUCAUGUGGUCUCCGGUCCACCCCGCUCUCUUUGCUUGUGUGGAUGGACUUGGACGAGUCGACCUGUGGAAUCUUAACAAUGACACAGAGGUGCCCACUGCCAGCGUGGCUGUAGAGGGAAGUCCGGCUCUGAACAGACUGCGGUGGUCUCAGUCAGGCAGAGAGAUUGCGGUUGGAGACUCCGAGGGACAGAUCCACAUUUAUGAUGUUGGAGAGCAAAUCGCAGUGCCACGCAUUGACGAAUGGACGCGCUUUGUGCGGACGCUGGUGGAGAUUAACGAAAACCGCGAUGACGCGGAGGAACUGGCCGCCCAACGGCUUGCCGCCUGAUCGUCAUGGAAACCAGCAUCAGGCCUCAGACAGUGACAGCUGUAAUCAUCUCUUGCUUUGGAAAUGAAAUGAAUUAUGAUUUUCACGUGCAAACCUUUUGAUAUUCUACCUUUUGUUUGGAAUACAAAUCAGAAGCAUUGACCGGAGUCAUUUAUAGAUACUCUUCCCGAGACCACAAGCCUUAACUAUUGCAUGCAAAAAAUUUAACAAUGAAUGUUUUUCAAUUUAUAUCCAGCCUCAUAAAUCUAUUAUGCACAUGCAAACAGGAAGCAUCUACACGUGUGAAUUUCGUACAUCUGUUUGGGUCAUAUUUAACCUCGAAAGCAAGAAAUAAUAAUAAAUCAUAUUUUGCAUAAAGAAAUCAAAGCCUUUUUUUAUGUGAUAGUUUUGUGCUACGCAAUAAAGUAAAUGUGCAAAUUACAUUUGAUCCAGGAGGUGUUUUAUUGUCACAAAAAUUUUACUGGUCCUAAAAAAAGACUUUAUUUUCUUUGACCAAAAUCGAGCAUUUUUGACCUAGACAACAUUUAAAAUUCACUCAAACACCAAUAUUAGUAUCCAUUAUGAUGAAUGUCUUGUUUUGAAUCAGAGAUCUCUACCUCUGUAAUCUGUCCGUCUGCUCCAUGACAGUUCAGCUUCAUCUCUUCAGUUGGGUGUUGAUUUCUGUAGCUGUGGACCAAAUGCUGGAGUGAUUUAUCACCUGUUUUUCUUAUGCUAUUUUCUUGCUCUGAAGUGUUGUUAUAUGUGAAACCUUGUUUAUCUCUUCCUAAACAAAGACACAUAUACUGUGGUAAUGAGUUUUUCUUCCAGUAUUACACGUCUGUUUGAAAGCAAGGGUCUCUUGAAAUGUCAUUUUCUACAGACUCUUUUUCUAAGCCAAACCUUUGGUGAUUUGUUCAGAAGUAUUUAAGCCACAACAGUAGAUUUGUCGACAUUUUAUUAAAAUAUUUCUUGCAACAGUUUCCUACAGUGUUCAUCUUUAAAGAAAUGUCCAACGAUUCUGCUUUCAAAAUGUAAUUUUGAUUUACUUGAAUAAAUUACAAUGAAAUGCA